Molecule: messenger RNA, 493 nt
Organism: Macrosteles quadrilineatus (aster leafhopper)
Lineage: Eukaryota; Metazoa; Arthropoda; Insecta; Hemiptera; Cicadellidae
Exons: 3
Coding region: 86-478 (130 amino acids)
Molecular function (GO): calcium ion binding
Source: RefSeq, a predicted model, not a curated record
AGAUUGAGCAAGAGUCACAUACCCGGUGUCGGUGCCAGCGGCUAGUCAUUAGCUCCUGUCUAUACUAGCCUCUCCUUGACACACCAUGCCGCCUAAACUGGCCGUCCCUGCACCCAAGAAAGCGGCGAGUGUCUCCAGGAGCGAGAGUAGCUCAUCAGUCACCUCUUCUGGGUCAGAGGCGUCCUCCGCUAAUUCUAAACUUGAUGAGCUCAGCUUAACGAAAGACCAAGUUGUGUUGCUGAAAAAUGCGUUUACGGCUUUUGAUGCAGAGAAGAAGGGGUGCAUUGGGAUUGACAUGAUUGGAACCAUUCUAGAACUGUUGGGACAUGCGCAGACACAAGCACAGCUGGAGGAGAUUGUCAAGGAAGUAGACGUUGAUGGUGAGUUGUUGUAUUGUAUAGGGAACCAUUCUAGAACUGUUGGGACAUGCGCAGACACAAGCACAGCUGGAGGAGAUUGUCAAGGAAGUAGACGUUGAUGGUGAGUUGUUGUA